Molecule: messenger RNA, 1266 nt
Organism: Salvelinus namaycush (lake trout)
Lineage: Eukaryota; Metazoa; Chordata; Actinopteri; Salmoniformes; Salmonidae
Gene: syt13
Product: synaptotagmin XIII
Exons: 6
Coding region: 1-1266 (421 amino acids)
Biological process (GO): calcium-ion regulated exocytosis; cellular response to calcium ion; regulation of dopamine secretion
Molecular function (GO): calcium-dependent phospholipid binding; syntaxin binding; phosphatidylserine binding
Source: RefSeq, a predicted model, not a curated record
AUGAUUUUCACCACAGCUGCUGUCCUUGGUGCCACGCUGGGCACUGCGUCAGGCAUCCUCACUCUCUGUGGGCUCUCACUGAUCUGCAGGUCCUGUAAGAAAGGCAAGCUGGAAAGUGGUGAAGAUGCAGACCCAGAGAAGGCUAAACCCAGUGUUCUGCACUCCUCAGAGCAGUUCAGUGUGGAAAAAUCCACAGAGCCCAUCCAACCAAGGACAUUGUUGAAAUUUCCCAAAAUAUACAAGCCCAAACCUUCUGUGACCUCAUCUGAGGUCAUCAGCUACCCUGAUCAUGCUUCAGAGAAGGGGGGCGAACCCUCUCCCGAGGGACCCUCGACUGAACCUGAUGCUGGUAACCAAGCAACGGACAGCUCUGACACAUUCACGAUCCUCAGACAAGACUCAAAGGACUUCACCCCCUGUGCUAGGGAUCUUACCAAUGGGAUGACAGCAAGCAGCUCCAUCCUCCACCCUAAGCUGCAUUUCUCUCUCACCUAUUAUACUGACCAGAACGAGCUACACAUCACCGUGAUAGAAGCGGAGCAUUUGUGUGUGGGGUCGGGCUGUGAGGGCUAUGUGGCCGGAGUCCUGACCUUUGCAGCAGGACAGAGGGAGGCCCAGACCUCGUCGCGACGCCUGACCAGCCACACCCGCUGGGAGGAAGGAUUGGUGUUCUCCCUGCCAGGAGGGUAUGAGGUGGAGGGCGAAGUGGCUCUCUCCCUGCACAGUUGUGACCGCUUCUCCCAGAACACCAACCUCGGCGUUAUGAGGUUCAAGCUGGUUGAUGUGGGCAUGAUGUCCAACGCAGACUGCUGGGUCGACCUUCAACCACCAAAACAGCAGGAUGUCCAGUCAGCUGGAGAGCUCCUACUGUCCAUAAGUUACCUGCCUGCAGCCAACCGGCUGGGAGUAGUGGUGAUGAAGGCUAGAGGACUACAGUCAGACAAGCUGAAGGACUCCAUAGACCUGUCUGUGAAACUGGCCCUGAAGCACCAGACUACCAAGCUGAAGAAGAAGCAGACGCGACGGGUCAAGCACAAGAUGAACCCAGUGUGGAAUGAGAUGAUGAUGCUGGAGGUUCCCCGCGAGCUGCUGUCUAAAUCCAGUCUGGACUUGGAAGUGUUGAACCAGGCAGGUCCUGGUGAGCAGGAGUCCCUGGGCCGCUGUCAGCUGGGUUUACAGGCCUCUAAUACUGGCCUCCAACACUGGCAGCAGAUGCUAGACAACCCCCGUAAGCAGAUCGCCAUGUGGCACCCACUGUAUGACUAA